AUACAUGUAAUUGAGAUUGUUACCUACUCUUAUCUUCAUUGUAUGUAUAUAGUUUACUUAUUAUUAUAAUGGUUCAUGAAGACCAGGGCGAUGAGAUCUAUUAUCUAUUAUCAUCUCUCAUUAUUAUAAAUCACAAAACAACCAUUAUUGAUCUCUUUUAAUUUCUUGUUCCUUUUGGAUAUGGAUUUUAUUCACAAUUUCUUGAAUUUAUUUCUGCCCACUAUUUCAGUUAUUGCUAUUAUUUUAUUUCUACCACCUUUUCUGUUCUACAAGUUAUUCAAGUCCUUCUUCAUCAAAAUAUUUAUUCCAACCCAAAACUUGGCUGGAAAAGUCGUCCUCAUCACAGGUGCCUCCUCAGGAAUCGGUGAGAACUUGGCUUAUGAGUAUGCAAGGAGGGGAGCCAAUCUGGCCCUGGCAGCCAGAAGAGAGAAUAGGCUGAAGAGGGUGGCCGAUGAAGCUAUCCGGCUAGGAUCGCCGGACGCAAUUGUGAUCCGAGCAGAUGUUAAGGAAAUUGAAGAUUGUAAAGCACUUGUUGAAGAUACAGUGAACCACUUUGGACAAUUGGAUUAUUUGGUAAAUAAUGCUGGAGUUGUACAACUGAGCCUGUUUGAAGAUUCCACCGAUCAAUUCUCAACAAUCAGAUCAAUUAUGGACAUAAAUUUUUGGGGUUCAGUGUAUUGUACCCAAUUUGCAAUUCCACAUCUAAGAAAAACCAAAGGAAAGAUAGUGGUUAAUUCUUCAUCUGCUUCAUGGUUUUCAACACCAAGAAUGAGCAUCUACAAUGCUAGUAAGGCAGCCCAACUAUCCUUUUUUGAGACAUUAAAAGCUGAAUUUGGUUCUGAUAUUGGAGUAACAAUUGUAACACCUGGGUUGAUUGAGUCAGAAAUGACAGGAGACCAAUUUUGGUCAAAGUCUAGAAUUAAAGGUGUCCCAGUUGAGUCAGGUGAAAGGUGUGCCAAGGCUAUUGUGGAAAGUGCUUGUAGAGGAGAUAUGUACUUGAUUGAGCCAUCUUGGUGUAGAGUUGGAUAUUGGUUCAAAUUCUUUUUUCCUCAAUUAGUUGAGAAAUGCUUCCACUUGACCUUAAUUCAUAGACCAUGGAAACGUGAAUGAAAGAUCAUUAGCUGGGAUUUGAUCAAAGCCUCUACCAUUUAAAAUCUCUGAAUUUAUGGCCUAUGAGGAUUAACUUAAUGGGCUAAAUGAAAUUUAGAAUAUUGCUUUGGUAUAUGUUAUGAUUUUAUUAAGGGUAUAUGGUUUUCGUUUUGUAAUAAUUGAAGAAUGUAGAUUAAUUUGUAUCAUGUAAAAUCUGGUAUGUUUGUUAUGUUUUUUGUUUUCAAUAGUAUGUUUUUAUUUUAUGAUACUACUUAUAUAUACAAAUAACAUAAUUUUUUUUCACAUUAUUCCAUCC
This is a messenger RNA of Cannabis sativa, 1405 nucleotides long. RefSeq names its product 11-beta-hydroxysteroid dehydrogenase A-like. The transcript is spliced from 6 exons. The record is from RefSeq and is a predicted model, not a curated record. NCBI's taxonomy places the organism in Eukaryota, Viridiplantae, Streptophyta, Magnoliopsida, Rosales, Cannabaceae. The coding region runs from base 181 to 1110 and encodes 309 amino acids.